Euleptes europaea (tarantolino) is the source of this 1457-nucleotide messenger RNA. RefSeq names its product dual specificity phosphatase 7 (gene DUSP7). Gene Ontology annotation, biological process: protein dephosphorylation; negative regulation of MAPK cascade. The coding region runs from base 1 to 1152 and encodes 383 amino acids. Gene Ontology annotation, molecular function: MAP kinase tyrosine/serine/threonine phosphatase activity; protein tyrosine/threonine phosphatase activity. Gene Ontology annotation, cellular component: cytoplasm; cytosol. The transcript is spliced from 3 exons. NCBI's taxonomy places the organism in Eukaryota, Metazoa, Chordata, Lepidosauria, Squamata, Sphaerodactylidae. The record is from RefSeq and is a predicted model, not a curated record.
AUGAAAAACCACAUCUGGGGCAGCUCCCCGCGGGCCCCCAUGGCGGCGUCGGCGCCGUGGAAGAGCGUGGAGUGGCUGCAGGAGGAGCUGGAGUCGGGCGGGGGCCGCGCCCUGCUGCUGCUCGACUGCCGCCCGCACGAGCUCUUCGAGUCGUCGCACAUCGAGACGGCCAUCAACCUGGCCAUCCCGGGCCUGAUGCUGCGGCGCCUCAAGAAGGGCAACCUGCCCAUCCGCUCCAUCAUCCCCAACCACGAGGACAAGGAGCGCUUCGCCAAGCGCUGCAAGGCCGACACGGUGCUGCUGUACGACGAGGCCACGGCCGAGUGGCAGCAGGACGCCGGCGCCCCGGCCUCCGUGCUCGGCCUCCUGCUGCACAAGCUGCGCGAGGACGGCUGCAAGGCCUUUUACCUGAAAGGUGGAUUCAACAAGUUUCAGACAGAAUACUCAGAGCAUUGUGAAACCAGCCUCGACACUUCCUCUCCCACCAACUCUCCCCCUGCGUCAGUUCUUGGCCUGGGCGGGCUGAGGAUAAGCUCCGAUUGUUCCGAUGGGGAAUCUGAUCGGGAACCAAGCAGUGCCACAGAAUCCGAUGGGAGCCCAAUCCCAAACAACCAGCCUGCCUUCCCUGUCCAGAUUCUCCCUUACUUGUAUCUGGGCUGUGCCAAAGAUUCCAGCAACCUGGAUGUCUUGGGCAAGUAUGGCAUCAAGUACAUCCUGAACGUUACUCCCAACCUUCCCAACAUGUUUGAGCACGAUGGAGAAUUCAAGUACAAACAGAUUCCCAUCUCGGAUCACUGGAGUCAGAAUCUCUCCCAAUUCUUUCCUGAGGCCAUUGCUUUCAUUGAUGAGGCCCGUUCCAAGAAAUGUGGUAUCCUGGUUCACUGCCUUGCCGGUAUCAGCAGGUCCGUCACAGUGACAGUUGCCUACUUGAUGCAAAAGCUCAACUUGUCUCUGAAUGAUGCCUACGAUUUUGUGAAAAGGAAAAAGUCCAAUAUCUCCCCAAACUUUAACUUCAUGGGCCAACUCCUGGACUUUGAGAGGACUUUGGGGCUCACCAGCCCAUGCGAUAACCGCUCCCCCAGUGAGCAGCUUUACUUCACCACCCCGACAAAUCACAACUUGUUUCAGCUGAACACUUUGGAGUCCACAUGAAGGGCAUUUUCUUUGGGGCUCCCUGAGCCUUGAAUAGCUUCUCUUGAGCAUUUCAAAUUCAUUAAAGGAAAAAGAAAAAGUAUUUCCGGUCAGCCUUGAAAGAACUGGUUUCUCCAAGCAGAGCUAUCUGAUUGCUGCUUUGCUGAAAAGGCUUACGCCGUUUAUUAGUAUUCUGAUGCUAAUCAAAAUGGGUUUGGAGGAGUUACCUUAUCAGAGUUAUUUAAUGUGAGGGAUGGCCCGGCAUUCUGAACGCAGCUGUUACUGGCAAUAACUGCUUUCCUGAGUGUGUAGAGACUGACACCACA